Molecule: messenger RNA, 7791 nt
Organism: Labrus mixtus (cuckoo wrasse)
Lineage: Eukaryota; Metazoa; Chordata; Actinopteri; Labriformes; Labridae
Product: nucleotidyltransferase MB21D2
Exons: 2
Coding region: 122-1624 (500 amino acids)
Source: RefSeq, a predicted model, not a curated record
UGUUGUUUCCGGUGGUUGUGUUUGGUGUGGUUUUAGGCUCGGCUCGGCUCGGCUCGGCUCAGAUCCGACCAGCAGCGGUGGUUUCAGCUGUAGUGGACCUGUGUGUGACCGCGGAGGAAAGAUGGCGGCCCCUGCUCUCUCCAGUCGGUCCGGCUCGGCGGGCAGCGUCGGGAACAGCCCCACCAUGGCCGCCGGGAGACUCCCGGGCGUCGGGCCCGAGCUCGACUUCAGGUCGGCGGCCCGCAUGGAGGACCUGAACCGCCUCAUCCAGGAGUUCAGCAAGCACGACCAGAGAGAGUACGACGACCAGCGGGCUCUGGAGAUCCACACGGCGAAGGACUUCAUCUUCUCCAUGCUGGGAAUGGUACAGAAGUUGGACCAGAAGCUCCCGGUGGCCAACGAGUACCUCCUCCUGUCAGGGGGCGUUCGGGAGGGUGUGGUUGACAUGGAUCUGGACGAGCUGAGCGUCUACGCCCGUGGAACAGACUAUGACAUGGACUUCACCCUGCUCGUCCCGGCACUCAAACUCCACGACCGCAACCAGCCGGUGACGCUGGACAUGAGGCACUCGGCUCUGGGCCACUCCUGGCUCAGCCUCCGCCUUUUUGAUGAAGGCACCAUCAACAAGUGGAAGGACUGCUGCACCAUCGUCGACCACAUCAACGGGACUACCAACUACUUCUUCUCACCAACACUUGUGGCCGACUGGUUCUACCAGUCCAUCUCCCUGGUGCUGCUGGAGGUACAGAAGAAGCCGCAGAGAGGGAUGCCCAGAGUGGAGAAGGUGGAGAGGAACGGCACCAUUAUCUCCGUUAUCCUGGGUGUUGGGAGCAGCAGGAUGCUUUACGACAUCGUCCCAGUGGUGUCGUUUAAGGGCUGGCCAGCCGUUGCUCAGAGUUGGCUGAUGGAGAACCAUUUCUGGGAUGGAAAGAUCACCGAGGAGGAGGUGAUCAGUGGCUUCUACCUCGUCCCUGCCUGCUCCAACAAAGGCCGUAAGGAGAACGAGUGGCGUCUGUCGUUCGCCCGCAGCGAGGUGCAGCUGAAGAAGUGCAUCUCGUCCAGCCUGAUGCAGGCGUACCAGGCGUGUAAAGCCAUUAUCAUCAAGCUGCUGUCUCGCCCCAAAGCAAUCAGCCCCUACCACCUUCGCAGUAUCAUGCUGUGGGCCUGCGACCGCCUCCCAGCCAACUACCUGUCUCAGGACGACUUCUCUGCCCACUUCCUGCUGGGCCUGAUCGACGACCUGCAGCACUGUCUGGUCAACAAGAUGUGUCCCAAUUACUUCAUUCCACAGUGCAACAUGCUGGAACACCUGUCGGACGAGACCGCCAUGCUGCAUGCCCGCAAACUCUCCUCAGUGCGCUCGGACCCCGCAGAGCACCUCCGCACCACCAUUGAGCACGCCAAGGCCGCCAACAGGCUGACCGUGGACCUGCAAUGGCGAGGAAGUGCCAACAACCUGCCAUCUCCUCAGUCCGACGCCGGUGGAGAGAAUCAGCCAGAUGACCGUCUCGCCAAAAAGCUUCAGCAGCUGGUUACAGAGAAUCCUGGGAAGUCCAUCUCAGUCUUUAUUAACCCAGACGACGUCACACGACCGCACUUCCGCAUCGACGACAAGUUUUUCUGAGACCUCCUCUUCCCUUUUUCCUUUCUGCCUUCCUUCUUCACGACCGGUGCCCCACCUCCUCUGAAACUUUAUUUUGUACAUUUUUAUGUUUCUCUGCCACAGAGUGAAGUGAGGUGAUCGUCCAGUUAUGUCUGCCAGUUUUUUAUUUUUUUUUAUUUUUAUUUUUCUAUUCCCCUCUCCCUCUUCCCUCCACUUUCACUGUGUGCCCUGUGUUUUUUACCUGCUGAUUGCCUUUUAAAUAGACAGCUGAAUAGCAGCAGGUUGUUUUUAAAGCUGAAGGAAGAGUUAAAAAAAAAAAUCCACCGUAAGAUGGAAUAGAUGUUCCUACGUAAGAGUAGUUCAACGAUCAGGGAUCCUGGAAAUGACAGGAAACCAACAACUCCUGAAAACGUCACAGAAGCCUGUUUGAGGUUUAAAUUUGGUUCAUUGAUAUAAAUAAUGGCCAGUAGUUAUCACUUAACAAUUGUAAUAGUGCUAAAUAUUCUGUAGCAAAGAUGUUAGAAACUUGUGAUCACAGAAAUUCAGGUUCCUUCAAUGUAAUUUAAAGAGUCCAAUCUUUUCUUUUUUAAUUUUGAGUUACUCUCUGAGAUGUUGUCAGAAGUAAGGGCUAGUUUCUCAGACAGUAUCGUAUGAUUGGCUUUCAUAUCAAUGCUCAGAACAGCAACAUAAUUGUUUCCUGUAAGAAAACUUAAAAAACAUUAUAAGGAGUUGGGGAUGCCAAAUGGCACAAAUAGAAUUCUCUAACCCAGGAGUAAAGAUUGCAGAGUUGUUUUGAAGGUGGAUUUUAUCCAUGUGAAGAAUGUCUUAGUCCCACUGGGGGAUGAUGGUACUAACGUCUUAGAAACUAACUGUAAAUAGCAGAAAACUGACUGAACACUGAUGUGUGUAGACAGAAAAAUAGAGACUGAUGAUAAUGUGUGGACUACUUUUCGUCUAAUUUUGCACAGAAUGUAAAAAAACAAAAAACAAACACCACUUUCCUCUUGAUGGUGGACGCCGUGUUGGUCCUGAUUCUGAAAUAAUGUAUCAUAUCAGUCGACAGGUGACACCUUUUGAAGAAUUGGUCAUACUGCAGCUUUUAAAUGUGUCUAUUAUCCAGUGGCAGAGCACCAAGUACACAGUGAUACUGAAUCAGGUCUCUCAGGUGGCAUGCUGAUCAGAGAGCAGUGUGGUUCAAACAUUCAGGAAACACGGUUCUGUUGGAAUUUGAAUAUAUAUCCCUGCGUAGGACUUAGAAAAGACACUAGUAAAAAUUCAAACAGUUUCCAUCCCAAGUGUAAAAUCUGGUAUCUUGAGAACACCAAUCGGGAUAAGAAAUUAUUUUAUCAUUGUGGAGGAUUUGUCCGAGAAGGGGUCCAGGUUGAACAGUGGAGUCCCCAGAAUAGAACCCUGAGGAACUCCGCUCUUAAUUGUGUUCCCAGUUCCAUAUAAGUUCAAACAAAGCACUCAGUUUUUUUAGUAAUUUGAGAUAGAUUUUAGUUGUUGUUAUGUUUCAAAUCAAUUUGAAUCUGCACAUUGGAAGUAUAAAGAAGGAUACCCUCACCAACCUCCUAACAGUUAGUGAACAAAAUACUUUAGGAACUGUAGGGAUGCAGUAGACAUACAAUCCGAAAUAACUCCCAAAGACACGUCACUUUCUUCUCCACUAAAUAAAGGAGUUAAGUGGUGCUUUGCAUCAGUUAACAUCAGAAAAUAUCUCCCUAAUCAUCUCUACACUGAACGGCUUGAAAGCUGCAGACUGACGCCUUGUUUUGAAGCUUUGUGUGUGAACGAAGUGUGACGGCAUUUUCCUACUGCCCCUGAACACAGCACUGUGUACUCAGUCUUCUCCACAGUUUAACACUCAGGUUAAUCUGCUGCUCUAUGACCGCUAUGUUGUCACAGAAUAUUCAUUUAGACAUGAUCACAGACAUCUCUUUCCACUUGCUCCUGUCACUUUAAUUUUUAGUACUUAUGAGUUUAUUGCAUUUUUCUGUUUGCUUCACUGUCGAGUAUGAACUCGUGUUUGAUGUUUCCUUUUCUGCUGCUUUUUUCUUGUGUUUUUAGGUGUUGGGGUUUAUCUCUCCUUCAGUUUAACCAGCUCAGGAUGUUAAAUUCAUCCUUUUUUAUUAAUUGUGAUCAAGAUUCACACUGUUUUAGAUAAUUUCAUCUAAAUGCUGGAAUGGAGGCACUGUUUCUAAAUAAUCUCUGAACAGUUGACAUUUCUGUUCUGACAUUUACUGAAACUGAUCAGUCAUCAUGAAAACAGAUAAAAUGCAACGAGCAAAUAUCAGCUUUUAAUGAGGGUGUUUUCACAUUUGGCACGCUCCCCCUCCCCCGCUGGGCUGCGUUCACAUUCAUCAUUUCAUCGUUCUGUAUUCAGAAACCCUACACAGUCUGAUACAGCAGGUGGCAGUACACAAGUUGUUGGUUUUCAAAUCUGCCAAAAAGCAGAAAGAAGAAGAAGCAACCAUGGCAACCACUCGUGCACUCAUCCUGCUAACUGUGGAUGUUUUGUUAUUUCUGACACUCCAACAAAGACCCUCUUCCUACGUCCACAUCUACCUCAGUGGACCAAACGAGCCCGUGCUGCACGGAUAAGAUAGUUUUAGAAGCGACAGAAGCCGUUUAGAAUCACGUUAUAUAGUGGCCCACGUCCUUGUUUAAGCACAGUUGCGUUCACAUCUCCCGCAGACCGCACACAUAGAUCGUGCCCAAAACCACCUAUUCAAGCGGACUCGGGGUCAAGCGUGAAACCACCCUAAGUUUUAAGUCAAUCAGAGUUUUGUCAAUUGAAUCUUUUUUGGCUGUCCAAUACGAGAGUAGAUAACCAUGUAACUCCAUAUCGUACAUGGGAAUUAUUCUUAACGUGCUAAAGGCAUGUUUAACAGAGAUUUAUUCUUGUGUAGGAAAAGCUUUUAAACAUUUGCAGGUGACUGAUUUAUUCAUUUUUUAAAGUGAAGUCCGUGUGCUGAACAGUAAAUGAGAGAAAUCAGAGACAGGAGUUGGUUUAAUGUCAACAGCUGAUUGGCUGGCAGCUGCUGAAGCUUCUUGGAACAGAAGCUGAAAAAAACAUGAAUUUACACAUUGAUUUUUACCAAUCAGUUCAGAAAGUCACUAUUAAUGAACAAUUUAUCUUUGCAGAAAGAGAGAAAAACACUCCGAACCUGAGUUUUAAACUUUUGUUUCAGCACCGUUUCUCAAAAGCAGAAACACACUCCCUGCAUUUUCCCUCCAUUUCAAUGUAUCAGAUCAAUCUUUUUAAUGAGGCUUUGGUUGUGCCUGUGGCUAAGCACCAUGGGAGUUGUAGUUGUUCCUGAGCUGGUUUUGCUGAGGCGAGUUGGUUCCUGUUUCUUUUUUUUUUUUCUCAAUAUGUCUUUGUGUUUUCAACGUCCUCAAACAUUUCCAGAAACAUGCCAAAAAAAUCCUGCAGACAUCUGACCGGCAAUGUGAUCUACAUGUCCUCAUCCUCAAGUGCAAUUAGUGGAAAAUACACACACACACACACACCACACAGGUACACACACAUACACAUCUUGUUGCAUUAAGCGAAACGACACUACAGCUCUGUUCAAACAUGUUUUAAUGAAUCAGAAAGACGCUAAACUCACCACUUAAUUCAACAAGCAUUAGAAAAAUACACAAACACAGACACACACUCCAAGGUUUUUCACACCAUCAAAGUGCCACACACACUCCUGCUCGGUGGAAAUGUAUUCAGUGUGUCGUUCUGACCUUACUUCUCUCUCUGUUUGAACCUUUUGACUGUGAGUUUUUAUUUUCUGUAUCUUGCUGCUCUGCUUUAUGCUGAUGAUGAAUUUCUUUAUAUGCAACGUUCACUCGGAUGGGUUAACCCUUCAGAUGGCAGCUCCUCCCCGUCUAUGAAGGUUCUCCACUAAACUUCACUGUACAGUUAGUCAUCAUAAAGUCUUUUAACCAGAAGCUUCCACAGUCUGCUGAGUGAGUUACUACACGCCUACUCUUUAUUUAAACACUCUUACGUUGGAAUAUUAGUCGUAAAUAAUCCUGGACCUUCAGUCAAACCGGAAAACGUGUUCUUUAAGUCAUUCAUGCUUGUUUUCAGAGUAAUUUUAAGUCUUGCUGUUUUACUUAAGAAAAAAUAGUCCCAUGCACUCACACAUAAGUGAUUUGAUUAUCAAAUUACAUUGGGGUGUCACCUGCUUAGCAAUGAAAGUCAGAGUUUUCAAUACUUUGAUACUUUUCUACAUUUUUUCAAAAGACUAAAAUAUCUCUAUAUAUUGAUAGUUUUAAAAAGUACCCCAACAUUUAAAAAAUCAGUCAUGUUUCAGCAAGAAGAAAGGGAAGGAGAGCACUGUCUAAAUUGUACAAAUAUGGUGGCGUCAGAUUUACGCAAUUGAGACAAUGUGUGAGUUUACCUGCAAUAUUUGGUAAUUAAAAACAACAACCAUUGGGUGACUUUGAUUUUGUUGUUGCCAUGGUAUUCAAACAGGUACUGAUAUUGUUUAUUUUUUUCUAGAAUAGUUUUAAGUUUACAAAUCUGUUAUCCUGGGAACCAUGGUUAAACGGUUGAGUCCCCAGAAUGGAACCCUGAGGAACCCCGCUCUUAAUUAUGUUCCCAAUUCCAUAAAAAUUCAAACGAAGCACUCAGUUUUACAGUUACUUUAGUUAAAAUGUCCUUUCUAUGUCGGAUAUCAUGUUGAAUCUCUAACAGCCUCAAAAAAGAGCUCAGUUCUCGGACCUACAUAACCACCAUGUUUAGGAAAUCUAGAUAAACAACAAAGAGAGACUGCAAGAAACUGGGGCUUGUCUUGAGACAGAACCACACUGACUCUUUUGUGGCUUUGAGGGUUCCCCUUUCAUAAUUUUCAUGCAGGCUGCUCUUCUGAGACAACCUUUUAGAAUAAUAAUUACCAAUAACAUAGCAUAAUUUAUAUCAAUUUACAAAUCCAGUAUCGUACAUUUCCGACUUUAAUCUUGACAUUUUCUUUAACGUGGCCCUAAUACUCCAUACAAAUCAAAUUAUUGAUUAUUACAAUACAAAUUAAAUUAGAUUAAUUUUAAUUUAAUGUGUUCCAGAGUUUCCGACCCUCGAUGGAGAAAGCUGAUUGCGCAAAUGUAGAAUCUGCAAUGUUGUUUGUUACAGUUUCCAUUCACCGUGCUUCUUGUUACCCUGUUUCUGUCCAUGAACACAUCUGGAGAGGCGUUCAGGGACCAGACUGUUGAUCCAUUUGAAGACUAGUUUGAGAACACAGAAAUGCCCACAGCUCUCAUUACUAAGUAGGUUGUGUCUUUGCAGGAUGUGAGCCACCGGGCUGGUUUGUUUUGAAGCCGUGCACAAAAUCAAUGUUCUCCGUCUUCAUCUGCAGAGAACACAGCAGCUGUCACUUCUUGAUCCUGUUCAUCCACCAAUAACUGAACCAAAGUUAUGAUGUCAUGCACAACAUAAACAAACAUGGUGUGAAGGUCGAGGCAGUAUUACACGUCCCUGAUUUAACAAGUAGUCACAGAUAUGGUGAGGCUGCACUAAACCAUCUGUUAAUAAUAAACCUUAACAUGUAAUCAGCCAGAUAUGGCACAAUGACACGUCCUGUUAGUAUCACCGUUUUUAUUUUAUUCAGGGGCACACCUCUAUAUAGACACUGUAAAAUAAUAAUAAUACAUAUUUAUUUUCCUUUCCUCAAUUUCUUCUUUACUCUCAUCUCGUUUCCUCCUUCUCUUGUUUCCUCUUUCUUUCCCCCUGCUUCUGUCUCCUUGUUUCCUCUCCUCCUGUAUUUCUUCUUCACCUUUAUUUGUUUCCUCUUUUCCUCCCCCCUUGUCUUUUUUAACUUCCUUAUCUCUUUUCCUACCUUUGGCUUUUCUCCUUAUAUCUCUUUUACUCUUUCCUCCUCUCCUUGUUUCCUCCUCCUUUCUCUUCCGUUGUUUCCUACUCUCCUCUCCUCUUCUCGUUUCCUAAUUAAAAUACAUUUUCUAAGCUUUCAAAUUGAACUCUAAUCAUUUAAAAAAACAAACACAAUGUUUAAUAGAUAUUACUAAAGCAGUUUCCUGUCACAGCCACCAGGGGGCGCCAGUAUAAAAGCAGCUCUGUCAGGUGAUGUCAUUGACAUGGAGGGAGCUGUCAUCUGAUUGGCUGCUGUCUGACUUUUUCUCCUGUAAUGUGGAUCCACUGAUGUAAAAAAAAAAUCACUUCAUAAAAUACCUCAAACUGA